Messenger RNA from Sinocyclocheilus anshuiensis, 1902 nucleotides. RefSeq names its product LysM, putative peptidoglycan-binding, domain containing 1. The coding region runs from base 207 to 839 and encodes 210 amino acids. The record is from RefSeq and is a predicted model, not a curated record. The transcript has 4 exons. Lineage: Eukaryota; Metazoa; Chordata; Actinopteri; Cypriniformes; Cyprinidae.
UUAACUUAGCUGACGCCAUGGCAACAGAGGCUAAGCUAAUCUUGGUCUUGGGACAAAUACGUUUUAAGACUGUCUGAACUUAAAAUGUAAAGGGCACCGAAGCUGUUAUGUUUAACGUUAGUCCUGCCGUCAUGCGUUCAGCAGCCGCAGAAGGAAAGCUGAAGUUCAUCUUAAAUCAUUAUUAGACAAACGCUGGAGCUCAGGUCAUGUCUGCGGAUCACUCAGCCUCACUGGCCGGGACUCACGGCCUCCUACGCGGCCAGCGAACCCGGUCCUACGGCAGCCUGGUGUCCUCUUCAUUAUCACCCGUUAGACAAAGACGAAUUGAGCAUAAGGUCCAGCCCGGUGAGACCUUGCAAGGACUAUCACUGAAAUAUGGCGUGUCUAUGGAGCAAAUCAAAAGGGCAAACAGACUGUACACAAAUGAUUCAAUAUUCCUGAAGGAGUCCCUCUUCAUCCCUGUGCUGACAGAGUCUGUGUCUUUCACAAAUGGAGUGGAAUUGACCGAGGACGAGACAAGUCCAACACAAAUACACACUGAGAUUUCUAAUGAGAUCCCCAAAAGCCAAACAGACUCUAGAUGCGAAGCUAAUGCUGAUCUGUCACCAGUGGAAUACCUGAAAAAGAUGGACAGCUUGAUCAGUCAGUCCAAACAAGCAGCUGUGAAGACCUGCCAGGAGGGAGAGAAACAGUUUUCAUCUAUGGAGCAACUCCAUCACAGCAAUCUGACGUCUGACACAGCAUCCUACCAGCAGGCCAUUUUGGGAGCAGUUCCCAUUACAAUCACCAGACGGACCAGGAAUUUGAGGGAUAGGGAGGAUGAGAUCUUCCAGCUCUGAUGUAGGCAUUUAUUAGGACUCCUCUGACUGUUUUCUGUGUUAUUUGUACAAGUUGAUUGUUUUAGAGGGCUCCUUAAUUGGGUUUCAUGCCUUAAUAAUGUGGAGAUUGCUGGUGUGAUUUGCAAUAGUUUUUUUUCAUAAAACUACUUCCAGCUUUAGACACAUAUUAGCACUGUAAAAGCACUGUAGCUUGAUGCCUAAAAGUAAGGCAAUAAUGUGAAUUAUAAUUCUGCUGUAUUUCAUAUGAGCAUAACCAAAGUAAUGACAGACAGUUUUGCGUGUGACAUAGAUGACUGCAUUUAAAUGGAAGAACUAAUUAGGAAUCUAGCACUUGCUAAUUAAUAUUGAUUUUAAUACUACCUCACAAAUACUUGCUAGAAACACUUUUAUAGUUUUAGAAAACUGAAAAGUAUAUGCUUUGGGAAUGUGCCACUGGACAUCUUUCAGAUAGUGACCUGUCAAGCUGGUGAACACAAUGCAUGGUUUUGCACUGCAGUCACAUGUUUGGUUUGGUGUUUUUCUGUUUGGUUUACAUUGUGCUAAAGUGUCUAAUGGCCUUUGUGGUUACCAAAACAUGAUAAAGCCUUCGAUAAAGAAGUCUCGUUUCCUGGACUGGUUCGUGUUUUGCAUCAGUGAUAUGAAUGCAGCAUAAAAUGCACAAAUUAAAUGCCAUAAACACUUACAGAUCUUGGUCUUUUAACAUUGAAAUCUUGAGUGAUAAUCAAUGGCAAAGAGUAACAAAAGAUGAACUAAGUUGCAACAUGUAACUAAAACAUGUAUUGUGUUCGGCACAACUGAAUUGCACUAAUAUAUUCCUUCAAUCAUGUGCAUUUCUAACCUGGAAUAAAUGAACUGCAUGUUCAUACAAAGCAUUAGGGUGUGUAUUAUGAAUAUGAAAGUUCUCCAGACGAUAAAAUAUAAUCUUUUUGCUUUUGUAAUAAAUACAAAUUAUUUAUGGACAUACAAUGCUAUGUCAAAUUAGCCCAAUGCAAAAACAUGGCUUACAGUAAAAACAGUAAUAUUGUGUAAUAUUAAAUAUAAAAAAAAACGUUUUCUAUUUUAA